AGAGGAGCGGGAGGAGGAGGAGGAGCUGGGGAUACGGCCAGCAGGGUGCCCGGCGGGGCGGAGGCGGUGUCCGGCGGAGGGGACCGCUGUCUCUGCGGCGAAGAGCCCGGGCUGGGUGUCCCGGUGCCAGGGAGCGAGCACCGCCCGGCCCGAGCGGCUCCCGGCAGGGCGCGGGGUGCGGCCGCCUCCGCCGGGACUGCCCCAGGAGCGAACCCCGCCUGCAGCUGCAGCCGGUCCCGGUGCCCUCAAGCACCUGCGUUUCUUCCGAGGGCCGCCUCAGCUGCAGGGUAGAAAACGGCACAAAGUUUCCGUGGUUUGAAGGGACUUUUAAACUGGUGCCGGCUCUUGGCGGGAGGCUGAGUGAGUGUGCGGAGGGAGCGGACCGAGCCCUAAUCGCUCCAAGGCACUGCCCUAAGCACAGCUGUUGUAUCUCGUCACCAGGGCUAAUCCAUAGCCCGGUGUGGGUUUAAGCCUGCUGUGCCAGUUAGAGGGCUUGACUUCAAGCCACGUCCUCCUCCCGGUACCCUCUCGGCUCGCCCUGAGUCCGUUUGUCCGCAGGAGCAGCGGGAGCGCUGGUGCCAAAGCAGAGACACACGGAGCACGAUGUCCCUGGCAUCCUGGUUCAGGUGGAACGAGCCCCCAAACCGCAUUUCCCAGAGGAGCCCCACGGAGAUGGUGGUGGAGACGCUGAUGAUGGAGCUGAGCUGGCAGAUGAAGCAGGCCGAGAAGCAGCAGCGCGAGCGCGAGAACGAGUACCGGCGCAUGAAGAGCGGCGUGGACUACGGCUGGCUGGUCAGCUACCCCAAGCACAGCUACGACAUCAGCCCCGGGGAGAGGCUGCAGCUGGAGGACAUGUGCACCAAAAUACACCCUUCCUACUGCGGGCCUGUCAUACUCAGGUUCAGGCAAGUGGUUGCGGAGUACGAACCAGAGGCGCAGGAAGUAUCCCGGCUCUUCCGCUCCGUUCUGCAGGAAGCUGCUGAGAAGAUCAAAGAGGAGGAAGAGGCCAAGAAGCUUGCAAGGCAGUGGAACACAAAGAACAGAACCAGCCUCUCCUUAACAACAUUUAAAUCUCGGUCCAGGAUCUCCCCAUUCAUCAGUGACAUCAAGACCAUCUCUGAGGAUGUGGAACGGGGCACCCAGCCCAACAGGAGGGUUUGGAGCAUGCCAGAAUUUCGGAACACCAAGGACUUCUGACUCUAUACUCAAUAAGGUUUUUAGACACUGAUCUUUCAAAGCCCAGUUAACCCUUUUUUAACUCUACUGUUCUUUUUUCCAUCUUUCUUUUCCUGCCUGUCUCUGUCUUGGAAGCUGUGUCUGUAGUAAGCGCUGCUGAUGCCUGCAGCCUGUCACACCAUUUAUUACCAAACAUGGUAGCCUUUCCUGUAACUCAGUAGCUGUUCAGAACCUUGAGGACCUUAAGGCUCAUUUACUAUCUCAUUUUUAUUACUGCUUUCUUGUGGAAAAUGAAUUAGUUUUGCUAUGUCUGUCUUCUCCCUUUCCCCUCCAGCCUGGAUGUAGUUAUCUAUAAAAACUUUUGGCUCAAGCUACUGAGAGCUGCUGGCUGCACCAAUCUUGCUGAAAGCAAGACAGCCACUUAAAUGAGUGAGGCUUGCAGGAUCAGGCUUGUGAGCUAAAGCUAGUAUCUGAUUUGGAACUGAACUUCCUUUUCCAACUAAUAGCCUUCCUCAGUGCUACAACAAACUUCACAGGUAACCUCAGCACUGCUCUUGAUCCGCUUUUUUUGCUGACAGUUCACAAUCCAACCUGGGCAGAAACAGACCCAAGCUUUUUGAGAUUAAAGACCAAUCAUGUUCCACAACCACCAGUUUAUGCAUGUUCAAGUUUCUUGGGUACUUUCUCUUUUGUGCAGGCAGAACCCCCAGAACUUUGCACUGCAGAGCAGAUAGAAAUGUAUCACCCUGCUGUGUAGAUACAGAGGUGGAUACCUCAGUGCUGUGUCAAGUGCUAUUCUGGGGCCUCAGUGCUCUGUGCUGCUGAGCUAAGUGCUCUACCCUACACCCCAGACAUUUAACAGAAAUCACCCUACACCCCAGAAAUUAAUAUUUAUGGCCAAGCCUGAAAGAGGGCUGAAGUAGAACAUCCAUGUAAAGGGAAGGGUCUCAGCAUUCAUCUCCAGGGCUCUCUGUACAGUGGCAGCAGUUGAGAUCAUGUGAACAUUUGCUGCUGUGAGUGACUGGAGUGCUCUGGCAGAUGUUCUUCCGAGACCUUGAAGAGACAGGAAAAUGCCACUAAGGAAAAGCUGCUAAGGCCCUAACUCAGCAUUGGCAGCGAGAGCUCUCACCAGCAAACAUCAGGGCACACUGUGAAAGUCAAGUGUCCUGUGGAGAACCCAGGGGCUAGGAUGCUUUGUGGUGACCAAGGGGCGAUGGGGAAUGAAGAGAGGGACUUGCUUGGAUGAUUGGCUGCUGGGGAAUCAUCUCAGUGGGGUACAGCCUCCUGGAGGACCCUGUAGCUUUGUUGUUCUUUUGUCCGUUUUCAGCUAUUUUUCCCUGGGGAUCUUUGCAACAGCAUGUGGGUUCUACAGCCAAGAUUAAAACCCUCUGAAGCUGUGCCAACUCUGGGAAGAAUUCCAGUGCAUGAAAUCUAUCUUAGACUAGAAAUGUGCAGCUUCUUCCAGAGAUGGAGGAAGGCAGCAUAAAACAAAGAUCAAGAUCAACCCCCUAGAGCUCUCUGAGACUGGGAUUCUGACUCUUCCUCUCUCCCCUCUGGGCUAUGUGAGAUUGAAGACAAGGCUUUCUUAGCAGCAGCAGGCUGCAGUUUCUAUCCCUUGGUAAACAUUGCUGCCAGCAACCCUCCUAGGGACAGAAAGCAGCUCACUGUUAAUCAAAAAGUCAGGGCUUCCAAAUACAGCAUCCAGUUUGGGACAGGCUAUUCCAAGUUUAGGUCAAUGAGGGAGAGUUUAAAGCCUUCUGACAAGCAGCUUAGUGUUUUUCAGCCAUAUGUCUUUGUGAAGUAACGUGAUUGUGCAAAUGAAGUAAAAACCAAGGCUAGACAUACUUAGCAUAACCUUAGCUGUCUAGAAGAUGUAGGAUCUCUAGCAGGGGGUCACCACAAUUUGCAGAAACAAUUCUUGUUUGGAAAAGAGUCAGCCAUAUUUUUUUUUAAUAUAUUUGCAAGCCACUGUAUGGUACUGAAGACUGAGAUGAGUUCAUGAAUUUCACUCUGCAGCUCUGUUGUCAUUUUAUUUGCACUUCUGUUCCAUUUGGCACCUUCAGUAUUGACUGCAUUGAUGAGAUGUUCGAUGGGCUGCUGGGAGACACGGGACCUUCUGCCACACUGCCACACAGCUCUUUGUUUCAGCACAGUGUCUGUAGCAUGCUCACUCUUUCUAAGGAGAAUCAGCAGUAAGUACCUGCCCUGCAGCAAUGUUGUAAGCCAAGGAAAUCCCCGAUGGGUGUUCACACUAUCACAGUGGCCUGUGAUUGUGCUGUAUCCUUCAUUAACAGCUUCCAGCUGGCAGACACCAUUCUGGUGCAGCCAAGGAGACAGAGCUGACCUUUGGUCAAAGCCCUGCAUGUUAUGGAGACCAGGCUGGGGCACUGCUUGUGACAGCUGUUUUGCCUCAAUUUACCUAUAAUUUAUAAUUCCACAAUAAAAUGCAAUCCAAACUCUUGAACAGUAGUAUCACUCUCCCUGUAUCACUUCUGGAAGUUACACUGGGCUCACAGUGGGAUCUGAUGGUAGAGGGAUAUUCAGAUACCAAGCUAGGAGAGAUCUAUUCUAUUCCAUGCUAUCUAGUACUCUUACAGGGGUAGAAGUGGUACCAUGUUUGCCUGCAGCCAGCUGCUUGGAGAUGACUGAACUCCUGCACUGUGUGUGCAGCAGCAGGGACUGAGGCAGAGCUGGGGGUGAUCAGGGUGCACGACUGCUGCGCUGCUUCUGGUGCUCAUUUUUCUUAGAAAUGCUGUACACUGAACCUUAAAUGAUCCUUUGGUCUCAGCAUGCAGCAACAACUGUGCACUCAUAUUUGCCUUGUCCUAAUUCCACAUUUGGCACGGCUAAAUUAGUGUCAGUUCAAAUGAGGAGCAUGAAACUCCUGACUGUCCCCACCUACUGUGCUAUGGUCCAUGGCACUGGGCACACACAGCAGGCCAACCAGAUUGUUUCUGGCUAAAGCCAACCCAAAUGAUCCAUUGCAGGUGGCUCACAAACCAUAAAUCUGCACUAAUGGUCGUCUGAAACAAACUCUUAUGAAACUUGUGUAGUGUGAAGAUCAGGUCCUCUUUGGUAACUGUUUGACUCCACAGCUCUGUUCCUCCUGGGCUGCACUACUUGCUAGUGUAGAAAAACAAACAAAAAAAUCUUGAUGAGACCCUCUGAUCUGUUUUUAGCACCUCCUGAGAGCUUGUCCUGUGUCUUAAUUCUUUAAGGACAAUGAAACAUUAACUAUCGGCACAUCAUCAUUAACAAGCAGAAGUGAACUGCUUGUUAAUGUUGAGCAAGAAUUAUUUUAAAUCCUCAAACUUUCUUUCAGAAGGCUUUUGGUAUCAGCUCAGAGCAUCACUGUGGCCCCAUUGCUGACAGUGUUGUGCUGUCCAAAGGACACUGUCACAAAGGACACUGUCACACCCAGAAAGAAGCAGUCCUAGACUUGCUACACCUGCUAAUAAGUAAUGGCAGCAGCUCAGCCAUGCUGCCCAGCUUCCAGGGGCUGGCACUCCUUAGAGCCACUGCUCUCCUGCGGGAGCUGUGCAGUCCUGCUCCUGUGGCUUCUAGAGGUGAGCCUGGCCAUGGGCUGUGCCAGCCAGAAAGGAUGUGCAGGCAGGGGCUGAGGUUCCUCACCCACAGCAGCUCAGAGUUCAGGCACCUGUCAUGCCAUGGGGAAUUGGAGUAAGCUCUGAGGGAAAUACCUGUCUGCUGACACUGCACUGUUUAUACAUUUCAACACAGAACCUUGGAGAAUUAAAUCACAGCUGUGGAAUAUAAACCAA
Messenger RNA from Zonotrichia albicollis (white-throated sparrow), 4955 nucleotides. RefSeq names its product RD3 regulator of GUCY2D (gene RD3). NCBI's taxonomy places the organism in Eukaryota, Metazoa, Chordata, Aves, Passeriformes, Passerellidae. The record is from RefSeq and is a predicted model, not a curated record. Gene Ontology annotation, biological process: retina development in camera-type eye.